AUGAUGACCCCUGGAAGCAGUCUCGCUCUCCUCAUACUCGGAAUCAUGUCCCUGGUCGGCCUCGUCUUCUGGUUCCUCAAAUCCAAAAUCAACAAGUUUGUCGACGCCCUGCUUGCCUACAAGCGCAAGCUCACCGAUGCCGAGCAGGCUGCUGAAGACUCAACCGCCGCCCCGUCUUCUACCUACUACUACGGCCAACGAACCUCAUACGACCCUUCAUUUAUUCUCACGACCACCCUCCGCCUCUCGCCACCCAAGCGUCACCAAUUGCGAUCCCCCAAAAAAGAUGGUGGCACGCCGAGCUCUACGGAGCUGUACAAUCAGUUCCUUCCGACCAUCAAGAUGUCUCAACCGCACAGCUUCCCGCCCUUUCUGCACAACCCACUUGCGCCGAGAGCAGCAACGAACUCCAACGGCAGAUCGCGAAACACACUUUGGCUACGAGACGGUCACGGAGAGCGAGAAACAAGACCGUGUAGCGGGCGUCUUUUCCAGCGUCGCCGAGUCGUACGACAAGAUGAACGACUUCAUGUCUCUGGGCAUUCACAGGCUAUGGAAGUGUGUUCCUCCAAGCUCGUCACUGCUUCCCACUCCAGUACUGACACACGCCUCUCAAGGGACCAUUUUGUCUCCUCCCUCAACCCGGGAGCGACCACGCCCCUCGGCAAGCCCCAGAGAAUGCUCGACGUAGCCGGCGGCACAGGCGACAUCGCCUUCCGCAUGCUCCAACACUCACACGUCCACAACGCCAACCCGAACAUCCACAUCACCAUAUCCGACAUCAACCCGGACAUGCUGGCCGUUGGCAAGCAGCGCUCCCUCGACCUCCCCGCCUCCUACCAGUCCAACCUCUCCUUCCUCGAGGCCAACGCCGAGAUGCUCCCGGAGCAAAUCAAAGACAACUCUCUCGACCUGUACACCGUCUCCUUCGGCAUCAGGAACUUCUCCAACAUCCCCGCCGCACUGAGGGAAGCCCAUAGGGUCCUCAAACCAGGCGGCGUCUUUGCUUGUCUGGAAUUCUCAAAGGUGGACCAGUACCCUCUCCUGAAUGCCAUCUAUAAACGGUGGUCCUUUAGUGCCAUCCCCUUGAUUGGCCAGUUAGUCGCUGCUGAUAGAGACAGCUAUCAGUAUUUGGUGGAGAGCAUUGAGAGGUUUCCCAGCCAGGAGGCUUUUAGGGACAUGAUUAUUGAUGCUGGGUUUGCCGUGUCGGGCGAUGGCUAUGAAAACUUGACCGGUGGCAUUGCAGCUAUUCACAAGGGAAUCAAGCCGUUGUAA
Molecule: messenger RNA, 1275 nt
Organism: Metarhizium acridum CQMa 102
Lineage: Eukaryota; Fungi; Ascomycota; Sordariomycetes; Hypocreales; Clavicipitaceae
Product: 2-hexaprenyl-6-methoxy-1,4-benzoquinone methyltransferase
Source: RefSeq, a predicted model, not a curated record